GCAGAGCCCGCCAUUGCUGUGAACGUCGCAAAACACUGCUAAACAGUCAGAAAUCCCCCAGUCAUUAAGGAAUGCUGAAUCCCCAGUUCCUCGACAGCCAAAACUCCUCGCAACAUCAUCAACAGCACUGAACCUUAAAAAUGUCGAAUCCAGAAUCGAAGAUAGUCCUAACCCAGCGCACUCGCACCGAGCUAUUCACAUAUCACUACGAGUGGAAUAUCAAGGACUUCAGCAGUCGACCGGAGCUGCCAGGUCAGUGUAUAAAGUCCUCAGUAUUUCUCCUUUGUGCAACGACCGGCGCGAAGUGGUACUUGAGGUUCUACCCAAACGGGACACGACGGAAUGAACCGAACUUUACAUCGAUGAGAGUGUGCCUCAAAUCGGAUGAACAUUAUGAGAUUUACAUGAAGGUAGAAGUUUCAGUCCUAUCUAUUCACCAGGAGAAGAACUGCUCGACCACUUGGGUUCACAAGUAUGUGUCUGGUCGUCCUUUUGGCCCGACUCGAUUCUUCCACAAAAAUUGCUUGACGGCUGGUGAACGUGAGAAAUAUCUGCCCGAUGACACUCUGACUCUCCUGUGUCAGUUGACGAUCAUCGGGGCUGAUGGUUCAUCCAUUUACGAUAAACCCAAGUUCAAUGAAGUGGAGAACUGCCUGGGGACUGACAUGGGGAAGCUGCUGACGGAGGAGGCCAAAUUCAGGGACAUCACCUUUGACUUGGCUGGGGAGAUGAUUCAUGCUCAUAGAGCUGUCUUGUCUGCUCGCAGCGUCGUCUUCGAGACCAUGUUCAAGUAUUAUGGGACUGUUGUUCCUAUCAAUGAUAUCGAACCUGAGGUCUUCAAAGCCAUGAUCACUUAUCUUUAUACUGAUACUGUACCCAAGCUCAAGGAGGCGGCAGGUCCUCUGCUGGAAGUUGCUGAGAGGUUUGGUCUCGACAGCCUCAAAGCUAUGUGUGAACCCAUUCUCUUCGACACAGUCACCACUGGCAACUGCACUGAUAUUCUCGUGACUGCGGAGUUGUUCAGAGCAGUACAAUUGAAGAAAUGUGUCAUUGAGUUUAUGACGAGAAAUUUCAAGGAAGUGGUCAAGUCUCCUGGAUACAAAAUACUGGAAAAACAGCAUGCAGGUUUGCUGACUGAAAUUAUUCUGGCGAUGGAACCGAAGUUGAAGAAGCUGAAGACCUAGAGAUGAUGGGGUUUGAAUUUUGUUUUUAGUGAGAGUGUCUUCCGAUGUUGGUUAAGAACUGGUAUUGAGGAUUAAUUGUUUUGUAAGGAUGUUGAAAUCAUUGAGGGACUCUCGAUGCCUUUAAAAAUUUAUUUGUCGUUCAUGAAAUCUGAGUUUGGUGUUCAGUUGAGGUCAUUAAUUGCCCCUAAACAAUAUUUUGACAUUCCUUCCUAAAAUUAUUCGAUAAUAACGAGAGUCCUAUGUCUCUCUAUUCGUCAAGAAUUUCAGGAUUUCAUAUUAAAUACGUUAGAUCUCUAGUCUCAACAAAGUACUUUGUCCUUAAAUUUAUUUAGAGAGUCAAGAUUGUCAGUAUCGUAAGAACAUUUGUCAUUCCAAAAAGUAUAAACAUUUGUGUACAACGAGAUUUAAAAAGCAAAGGAAUGUACAGUACAGAAAUAACUGCAGUGAUCAGUACAAAAAGAAAAUAUUUUUCUCAA
Messenger RNA from Diachasmimorpha longicaudata, 1660 nucleotides. RefSeq names its product speckle-type POZ protein-like. Gene Ontology annotation, molecular function: protein binding. NCBI's taxonomy places the organism in Eukaryota, Metazoa, Arthropoda, Insecta, Hymenoptera, Braconidae. Gene Ontology annotation, biological process: protein ubiquitination. Bases 141 to 1184 code for a protein of 347 amino acids. The record is from RefSeq and is a predicted model, not a curated record. The transcript has 2 exons.